UCCAAAUUUCCAGAUGACAAAGUACACAUAAAAAUUGUCAGUUAUCGUAAAGAACUCGAAGCCUUUUAACCAUGGAAUUUCGCCGGCUGCAUCCACUUUUGCGUUUCCCAGCCCGACUGGUUUUAAAUUUUUGCCGAGGGGUCAGCAUCUAUGACGACGAAAUGGAUCAAAUAACGCGACCCGAUUGGCAUCGAGUCAUGGAGGGAAAAUAUAAUAAGGGUCUCGCGUUCACCAUCAAGGAGCGGCAGCGUCUGGGGAUAAUGGGACUGAUGCCCUGCUCCGUUCGCAGCAUCGAGGAUCAGAUGAAGGCGGCCAGGGCGAAUUUCGAGGCCAGACCCUCGGACAUCAGCCGGUUCACCUAUCUGAGUGCCGUCCACCAUCGCCACCGGCGCCUGUACUACCGGUUCAUCAGGGAGAAUAUCGAGAAGGUGCUGCCCAUAGUCUAUACGCCGACGGUGGGCGACGUGGUGGCCACCUACGGGCUGAACUUCCAGCACGCCACCAGUCUGUUCAUCAGCAUCCACGACAAGGGACACAUCCGGGAUCUGAUGCACAACUGGAUUGAUGAGGGGGUGAGGGCCAUUUGUGUGACGGAUGGCGGCCGGGUUCUGGGCCUCGGCGAUAUGGGAGCCAAUGCCAUGGGCAUUAGUUUGGGCAAGAUGAUAUUGUACACAGCUCUGGGGGGCAUUCCGCCCAGCUCCCUGAUGCCCGUCUGCCUGGACGUGGGCACCGACAAUCAGGCGCUGCUCCAGGAUCCCCUCUAUGUGGGCGUGCGCAUACCCAGGGUCAAGGGUCCCGAGUACGAGGAACUGGUGGAGGAAUUCAUGGAGGCGGCGGUCGCCUGCUUUGGCCACACCACCUUCAUCCACUUCGAGGACUUUGCCACGCCGAAUGCCCUGAAGUUCCUGGACAAGUAUCAGUACAACUACAGCUGCUUCAACGAUGACAUCCAGGGAACUGGGGCCACUGGACUGGCGGCCUUUAUCAAUGUGGAACGGAUUACGGGAAGGAAACUGGAGGAUACCGUCUUCCUUUUCGUGGGUGCUGGUAGCGCGGCCCUGGGAAUCGCCAAUAUGUUGGCCAUUGAACUGGAGGAGCGUGGUAUUCCCGCCGAGGAAGCAACCGAAAAUGUCUACCUAAUGGAUGCCAACGGGCUGCUGACCUGCGACAGUCCCGAUCCGCCGGAGCAGGCCAAGCGAUUUAUGAAGCCCAUGGAGCCCGUCAAGGAUCUGAUGGCGGUGCUGGAGAAACUAAAGCCCUCUGUCCUCCUGGGAGCCACUGGAAUGGGUGGACUCUUCACCGAGCAGGUCCUGAAGACCAUGGCCAAGAACCACGAGCGUCCAGCGGUCUUUCCCCUCUCGAAUCCCACCUCCAAUUCGGAAUGCACCGCCGAACAGGCCUUUACACACACGGAGGGUCGCGUUCUCUUCGGUUCCGGAUCACCAUUUCCGCCGGUGGUGAUCAACGGUAAGAGGUUUACGCCCGCCCAGGCCAACAACUGUCUGACUUUUCCGGGCAUCGCAUUGGCAGCCAUUACUGCCAAGGCCCGAUAUCUGCCCAAUUCAGUGUUCUCCGUGGUGUCGCACGAACUGGCCAAGAACACCACCCAGGAGCAACUGGAUGCAGGCACCAUUUUUCCCUCCAUCAGAGAUGCCAGCAAGGUGGCUUUCAAUGUGGGCGUGGCAAUGGCCCAAUAUCUAUUCGAUAAUGACCUUUCGAACAUUUACCCCAAGCCCAAGGAUGUCUGUGAGUUUGUGAAGAAUUCUCAGUACACGUUUGAGUACCAAAAGUCGCUGCCAGCCACUUGGGGUUAUCCCGAGCAACCGCCAACACCAAAAGCACCGAAAGCCAAACCUAAAACUGAACCCGAGGAGAAAAAGAAGGAGUAAACUUGGCCGGGAUUUUAUCGUAAGGACUGCUGACCUGCUUUUUAAGCUGGGAGAGUGCCGGGUGUAAUUAGUUGAAAAUAAAGGCGGAGGCAGAGGACCAAACACACAUACUACUCAC
Drosophila takahashii is the source of this 2007-nucleotide messenger RNA. RefSeq names its product Malic enzyme like-2 (gene Menl-2). Gene Ontology annotation, biological process: pyruvate metabolic process; malate metabolic process. Gene Ontology annotation, cellular component: mitochondrion. The record is from RefSeq and is a predicted model, not a curated record. Gene Ontology annotation, molecular function: malate dehydrogenase (decarboxylating) (NADP+) activity; NAD binding. Lineage: Eukaryota; Metazoa; Arthropoda; Insecta; Diptera; Drosophilidae.